AUGCCCAUGUUGGAGGCCAACUUUGAAAAGAAGGAAUCAAGAAUUGAACGUCUUCCAACCGACUUUAUGCUAAUUCGAGAUGCCAAAGAAAAAGAAAAGGAAUUAGAGUCAACUGUUGUCAUGGGAAAUAUUGUUGAAAUUGACUCUAGUUCGGGGGAAAAUGAGAAUACUGAUAUAGAGUCUGGAAAGCUAGAGGUAAACCCCAGAAAAGAAUAUGCUGAAACUGAUAGAAAAGCCAUUGAAAAGGGGUUCAAGGCAAAGAAGAUUUUAAUGUGUGGUAUUGGACCAGAUGAAUACAAUCGUGUUUCAUCUUGUGAAACUGCCAAGGAAAUAUGGGAAGCCCUCUUGACGACCCACGAAGGAAUCUCUCAAGUCAAGCAGUCCAAAAUAGGCAUGCUCACCACUGAGUAUGAAUUGUUUAGAAUGAAGGAUGAUGAGUCAAUUCAGGAUAUGCACACUCGUUUCACCUCCAUUAUCAAUGAGUUUUAUUCUCUUAGUGAGAUUAUUCCAAUCAACAAGCGAGUUCAAAAAACACUUGGUGUUUUACCAGGGUCUUGGAAGAGUAAAGUUAAUGUUAUAACUGAAGCCAAAGACCUAGAGAAAAUGACUAUUGAUGAUUUGAUUGGAAAUCUCAAAACAUAUGAGGUGAAGAAAGAGAAGGAGCUUGAAAGACGAAAGCCAAGGAAGGAGAAGAACUUAGUUCUUGAAGCAGCUAAAAGAAGCUCCAGCAAGAAUUUCAAACAGAAUGACUUAUGUCACAAAUGUGGGAAGCCUGGACACUACAUUAAGGAAUGUCCUUUUCACAAGCAAGAUCACUACAAGAAUACUGAUAAGGGAGUGAAGAGGAACCAGCUCUCUGAUAAGAAGUUCAACAGAAGAGAUGUGGCUGAUAACUUGGUAAAGCAUGCUCUAGAUGCUUGGGGAGACUCCUCUAGUGAGUCUGAAGAUGAAGAAACAUGGGACACCUCCAUGAUGGCUGUUGAAGAUAAACCUACGAAGUAUGAGUCCAUUUUUGCACUCAUGGCCAAGUCGGAAGAUGAAGAUGACAAUGAGAAUCAAGAGGUAAAUUUCUUUGACGUUCAGAAAAAUCUGAAAAAUUAUUCUCAAAAGAAAUUUAUAUCUCUUACAAAUGUGCUGAUUGAUACCUAUCAUAGCCUUAUUAAUGAGAAAAAUGUUUUAAAUGAAGAGAUUGAAGGGUUAGAACAAGUAAGGGAUGAUAUGAUAGUUAAUAUUGUUGAUUUGAAGGAACAAAUUGAAGAGUUAACUAGGGAUAAUGCUCUGUUGAUUAGUCACAUAAACAAAUGGGUGAACACCCCCUCUAAAGGAAAACAAGUGGGUAGUGAGACUCAUUUUGAGCUUGAAAGUGAACUAAAAAAGGCUAAAAUUAAUCUCUCCGCUGAGCUAGAGAAAAAUAAGCAACUUCAAGAGGAUUUAAGACGUGUGAAAACUGAGCUUGAUAAGUCUCUUCAUUGGACCUGUUCCUCUGAUAGGGUUGUUGUUAUGUGCAAGGGUAAUGAUAGUAGACGGGGCAUUGGUUACAAAAAGUCCAAGAUCCCAUUCAAUCCUCAUAGCAAGUAUGUUUCUGUGAUUGAUAAUUGGAUUUGCACCCACUGUGGCAACACUGGUCAUUACAAAGACUCUUGCAAAGCAAGAUUUCAGUCUGUGCACAGAAACAGAGCUUAUGUUGAAAAGAAAACCCAAGAAUGCGGGACCUGGUCCCCGAAAGAUGAAAUCUUUGAUACAGUGAAAGGGAGCAGUCAAAAAUGGUUUGUGGAUAGUGGCUGCUCAAAGCACAUGACUGGAAGGAUGGAAAAUUUUCUCUCACUCAAGGCCUUGAAAGGGUUUAAGUUACAGUCUGUUAAAUGUGUCCCAGAUCUGCGACAAAGGGAGCAGAGUGGAGUUCUUGUCUCAUGUGUGCACUAUCACCUAUCUCAAGACUGGAGAAGUGGUACUAACUGCAAAAGAUACAAGAACAUCUAUGCAACAGAUUUUGGCUCAUCUGAUGAUGGUGACUUGACUUGUCUCAAUGCUGUGGAUAAUAAUGCUGAGUUGUGGCACAGGAGACUGGGACAUGCAAGCUUCACUCUGCUGAACAAACUGUGGCAAAGGACCUGGUCUGUGGGUUACCAAAUGUUAAGUUCAAAGAUCACAAGAGGUGGCAAGAAGUACAUCCUUGUGAUUGUUGAUAACUUUUCAAGAUUCACUUGGACUCUAUUUCUAACAACCAAGGAUGAAACAUUCCCUGUGUUUGUAGCCUUUGUGAAACAGAUUCAAGAUGAAUGCAACUUCACUACUCUUAGAACACCUCAGCAAAAUGGUGUUGUGGAAAGAAAAAACAGGACACUUGAAGACAUGGCUAGAACAAUGCUGAUUGCAAGUAAUGUGGCCAAAAGCUUCUGGGAAGAGGCUAUUAACAUUGCUUGUCACUUGAUCAACAGGUGUACGAUCAGAUCCUUACUUGAGAAGACACCCUAUGCGCUGCUGAAUGAAAAGAAACCCAAACUAACUUACCUUAAGGCUUUUGGAUGCAAAUGCUUUAUUCUCAACAAUGGUAAGGAGGCCUUAGGAAAGUUUGAUGCUAAAAAUGAGUUGGGAAGAAAAGGUACACAAAGUGGUGAAGCAGACGAUGGAGACCUCUCAAUUCCAAAUGAGCUCCUGGAAAUCAUAAAUGGUAAAGCUGAGAUGGUGAAUCAAGUUGAGGCAAGCAAUGAAGAAGAUGCCGUAGAAUAUCCAGAUGAUGACAAGGUACCUGGUCCCUCCAUCACUCCAUUUGAAGCUGAAGAUAGAGUAGUUGAUGCUGUGACAGGCACUCCUGAUGCUGAUCAAAGAAGUGGAGAUCAUGGAUCUGUCGAUGAGAAUGAUGGAUCAAACGUGGAGGCACAUGGUCCCUCAAGCACUGAAGUUCAAGUAUCCAACCAGAAGCACAAAAAAUCUCACCCUCUUGAAAAUGUAAUCACUCUCUUAGACUCCGACAUCCAAACCAUGUCUAAGGUAAGAAACAUGUUUGCCUACUCUAUGUUCAUUUCUCAAAUUGAGCCCAAGAAUAUCAAGGAGGCAUUGAAAAAUUCUAACUGGAUUAGUGCUAUGCAAAAAGAGUUUCAUCAAUUUGAAAGAAACAAGAUGUGCCACCUGCUCCCUAGACCAGCAGACAGAACAGUGAUUGGGACUAGGUGGGUGUUUCGCAACAAGCUUGAUGAGUUUGGUCUACAAGAAACAAGGCAAGGCUGGUUACUUUAA
Messenger RNA from Lycium barbarum (goji berry), 3237 nucleotides. RefSeq lists its product as uncharacterized. Gene Ontology annotation, biological process: DNA integration. The transcript is spliced from 8 exons. Bases 1 to 3237 code for a protein of 1078 amino acids. The record is from RefSeq and is a predicted model, not a curated record. Gene Ontology annotation, molecular function: zinc ion binding; nucleic acid binding. NCBI's taxonomy places the organism in Eukaryota, Viridiplantae, Streptophyta, Magnoliopsida, Solanales, Solanaceae.